GGCUGCAAGGUGAGAGACCCACAGCACCACAGCCUCUCCGCCUGCGUAGGGCCGAUUCUGGCAGGAGGAUGCCCGCACACUGGGUUGGGCGAAGGGCGAGGUCGGGGUGGGCAAGACAGGACUGCCGUCACUCCCUCUUUACCUUGCACAGUCGACCCCCGUCGAAGACCUUCCCAACACGCGGCUGCAGAUGGACAAAAAGGCAGACGGGGGAAGACCAACGUGCAGGCACCGAGCGAGACAGCAGCCUCAAUAUUUACAGUGUGUUGUCUCCAUGCCAGCUUUGUCAUCUGUCUUCCCCAUUCCAAAAGCCCGACACACAUCCUCCUUGGCUUUCCCACUUGACAUUUUCCCUCUCACGCAGUGUGUGCUGUAUAAAAACAGUUCACUGUGUUUGUUUUGCGUUUCAACUGUAACAAUGUCAUAAAUUUUUUGGGGGGGUAAAUUGCAAAUGUGCCCAGUCUGGUCACAUCCUCAGUAGCCCAACGCUCAGAGGUACGUCGUGAUAUGAUGGUUGUUCUGAAAUGUAGAUUUGCAUAAAGAUUUUUCCAUUUAUUGCAUGAUUCAUUUUUUCUACCCAAAAAUAUAACACAUUUGUAACUUUAUAGAAUCCAGCUGCACAAACAUGUAGUCGAGGACAGGGAAGACCAGGUGGGCAUGGACAGGGAAGACCAGGUGGGCAUGGACAGGGAAGACCAGGUGGGCAUGGACAGGGAAGACCAGGUGGGCAUGGACAGGGAAGACCAGGUGGGCAUGGACAGGGAAGAUCAGGUGGGCAUGGACAGGGAAGACCAGGUGGGCAUGGACAGGGAAGACCAGGCGGGCUUGGACAGGGAAGACCAGGCGGGCUUGGACAGGGAAGACCAGGUGGGCAUGGACAGGGAAGACCAGGUGGGCAUGGACAGGGAAGACCAGGUGGGCAUGGACAGGGAAGACCAGGUGGGCAUGGACAGGUAAGACCAGGCGGGCAUGGACAGGGAAGACCAGGCGGGCAUGGACAGGGAAGACCAGGCGGGCAUGGACAAGGAAGACCAGGUGGGCAUGGACAAGGAAAACCAGGUGGGCAUGGACAAGGAAGACCAGGUGGGCAUGGACAAGGAAGGGCAGGUGAGAUGUGAGCAGUGACAGCAAGACUCAUCAGUAGGACACACCCAGUAGGACUCUGGACAGGGACAGGUAGAAGUGAUCAGGCCUGGUAGUCCUGAGGAGUGGUCCAGAGGCUCAGGUCCUCCUAAGGUUCAACAGGACACCAGAUAAGUUAGGCAGAGCACUCUUUGGAUCCAAAAAGAUACCUCAGCAUAUAAUUAAGACUGUCCCUUGUCCCCCGUCACAUAAACGAAUGGAACGUAACAAUCUGGACUUAAGACAGGAUAGACUGGCCCUAGUCCUGUGGCACAACGAUAUAGCAGCGUAAACCUAGGGGCUGAGACAGAGGGGGUCCGGAACACGCUGUGACCUCAUCUUUGCUCCAGAGAGAACAGCAGAUUUAUUUCUUGAAGGCUCUGGGAUUCCAUCUAUUAACCUUAUUGGUGGCUAGGGUAUCCCAUCAAGCUGAGAGAACAUAUGGUCUGUUGACCUAUAUGAAACUGUAAUAACAUGUCCGCUUUUAGACUAGAUGUGAGUAAAUCCUCAUGAAAUUGUUUGACGGAAAUGUUGUUAGUGUCUGCCUUGUGCAAACCGUCCCUGACGAAUCCUCUCUUCUCCACACACAGGCAGGCACAUGUCCACACGCACACGCACACACACAAACACCCUCAGGCGAUAAACUAGCUCAAACAAAUAACAAGAUUGUAUUUUUAGAUGCGUUUAUCAAGCUGAGAAAACACAAGUUGGGAAUUCAAUGACACUUUCCUCGUCACUCUUUCUCCUUAAGUGUGACAGGUGGCUCUGAACUGUUUUGAGCUGAGAUCUCUCCCUCUCUUUCUGUCUCUCCCUCUCUUUCCGUCUCUCCCUCUCUUUCUGUC
Esox lucius (northern pike) is the source of this 1964-nucleotide messenger RNA. RefSeq names its product S-antigen protein-like. The transcript is spliced from 2 exons. The record is from RefSeq and is a predicted model, not a curated record. Lineage: Eukaryota; Metazoa; Chordata; Actinopteri; Esociformes; Esocidae. Bases 658 to 957 code for a protein of 99 amino acids.